Messenger RNA from Sciurus carolinensis (gray squirrel), 4207 nucleotides. It is a transcript of the gene Rab3gap1, whose product is annotated as RAB3 GTPase activating protein catalytic subunit 1. Gene Ontology annotation, biological process: positive regulation of GTPase activity. Bases 27 to 2978 code for a protein of 983 amino acids. The transcript has 25 exons. Gene Ontology annotation, molecular function: GTPase activator activity. Lineage: Eukaryota; Metazoa; Chordata; Mammalia; Rodentia; Sciuridae. The record is from RefSeq and is a predicted model, not a curated record.
CAGCGACCGACCCGGCGCGCCUCAAGAUGGCGGCUGACAGUGAGCCCGAGUCCGAAGUAUUUGAAAUCACAGACUUCACCACUGCCUCGGAAUGGGAAAGGUUUAUUUCUAAAGUUGAAGAAGUCUUGAAUGACUGGAAACUGAUUGGAAACUCUUUGGGAAGGCCACUUGAAAAGGGUGUAUUUACUUCUGGCACAUGGGAAGAGAAAUCAGAUGAAAUUUCCUUUGCUGACUUCAAGUUCUCAGUCACUCACCAUUAUCUUGUACAAGAGACCACUGAUAAAGAAGGAAAGGAUGAAAUAUUAGAAGAUGCUAUUCCACAAUCUAUGCAAGAUUUGCUAUGUAUGAAUAAUGACUUUCCUCCAAGAGCACAUUGCCUGGUAAGAUGGUAUGGUCUACGUGAGUUUGUGGUGAUUGCCCCUGCUGCACACAGUGAUGCAGUUCUCAGUGAAUCUAAGUGCAACCUUCUUCUGAGUUCUGUCUCUAUUGCUUUGGGAAACACUGGCUGUCAAGUACCACUCUUUGUGCAAAUUCAUCACAAAUGGCGAAGAAUGUAUGUUGGAGAAUGUCAAGGUCCUGGUGUCCGAACUGAUUUUGAAAUGGUUCAUCUUCGAAAAGUGCCAAAUCAGUACACUCACUUGUCGGGUCUAUUGGAUAUCUUCAAAUCAAAGAUUGGAUGUCCUUUAACUCCAUUGCCUCCAGUUAGUAUUGCUAUUCGAUUUACCUAUGUGCUUCAGGAUUGGCAGCAGUACUUUUGGCCUCAGCAACCUCCAGAUAUAGAUGCCCUUGUAGGAGGAGAAGUUGGAGGCCUGGAGUUUGGCAAGUUACCAUUUGGUGCCUGUGAAGAUCCUAUUAGUGAGCUCCAUUUAGCAACUACAUGGCCUCAUCUGACUGAAGGAAUCAUUGUGGAUAAUGAUGUUUAUUCUGAUUUGGAUCCUAUUCAAGCACCCCAUUGGUCUGUUAGAGUUCGAAAAGCUGAUAAUCCUCAGUGUUUGCUAGGUGAUUUUGUCACUGAAUUUUUUAAAAUUUGCCGUCGAAAGGAAUCAACUGAUGAGAUUCUUGGACGAUCCACAUUUGAGGAAGAAGGAAGAGAAAUUGCAGAUAUAACUCAUGCGUUGUCAAAGUUGACAGAGCCAACACCAGUUCCAAUUCAUAAAUUAUCAGUUUCAAAUAUGGUACACACUGCAAAGAAGAAAAUACGAAAACACAGAGGUAUAGAAGAGUCACCAUUAAACAAUGAUGUCCUCAAUACUAUUCUCUUGUUCUUAUUCCCAGAUGCUGCUUCUGAGAAACCAUUAGAUGGAACUACUUCAGUAGACAACAGUAAUCCUCCGUCAGAGAGUGAAGACUAUAAUCUCUACAAUCAGUUCAAAUCUGCACCAUCUGACAGUUUAACAUACAAAUUGGCUUUGUGUCUUUGUAUGAUCAAUUUCUACCAUGGAGGCUUAAAAGGAGUGGCACACCUCUGGCAGGAAUUUGUUCUUGAAAUGCGCUUCAGAUGGGAAAACAACUUUUUGAUUCCAGGGUUAACAAGUGGACCCCCAGAUCUAAGAUGUUGUUUACUGCAUCAGAAACUACAGAUGUUAAAUUGUUGUAUUGAAAGAAAGAAGGCCCGUGAUGAGGGGAAAAAUGUAACUAACACAUAUCCAGGGAAUGCUGGAAAAGCUGCAGACCAGUUGGGGCCAGACCAUCGUAAAGAUACAGAUAAGGAAAAGGGAGAGGUGGGGAAAUCUUGGGAUUCCUGGAGUGACAGUGAUGAAGAAUUUUUUGAGUGCCUAAGUGACACUGAAGAACUGAAGGGAAAUGGACAAGAGAGUGGCAAAAAAGGAGGACCUAAGGAAAUGGCAAAUUUAAAGCCAGAAGGACGUCUUCAUCAGCAUGGGAAACUUACACUGCUACAUAAUGGAGAGCCUCUCUACAUUCCAGUUACUCAGGAACCAGCACCUAUGACAGAAGAUCUGCUAGAAGAGCAGUCUGAGGUCUUAGCUAAAUUAGGUACAUCGGCAGAAGGGGCUCACCUUCGAGCACGCAUGCAGAGUGCCUGUCUGCUCUCAGAUAUGGAAUCUUUUAAGGCAGCUAAUCCAGGAUGUGUUCUGGAAGAUUUUGUGAGAUGGUAUUCACCCCGGGACUACAUUGAAGAGGAGGUGAUUGAUGAAAAGGGUGAUGUGAUUCUAAAAGGAGAGUUGAGUGCCCGAAUGAAGAUUCCAAGCAAUAUGUGGGUAGAAGCCUGGGAAACAGCUAAACCAAUUCCUGCUAGAAGGCAAAGACGGCUCUUUGAUGAUACACGUGAAGCAGAAAAGGUGCUACACUACCUAGCAUUCCAGAAACCUGCAGACCUCACUCGGCACCUGUUACCUUGUGUGAUUCAUGCAGCUGUACUCAAGGUAAAGGAAGAAGAAACUCUGGAAAAUAUUUCUUCUGUUAAGAAGAUUAUAAAGCAGAUCAUAUCUCAUUCCAGUAAAGUUUUGCACUUCCCUAAUCCAGAAGACAAGAAAUUGGAAGAGAUCAUCCAUCAAAUUACUAAUGUGGAAGCUAUAAUUGCUAGAGCCCGGUCCUUGAAAGCCAAAUUUGGAACUGAGAAAUGUGAACAAGAGGAGGAAAAGGAAGAUCUUGAACGGUUUGUGAGUUGCCUGUUGGAACAGCCUGAAGUGUUAGUCACCGGGGCAGGAAGAGGACAUGCUGGCAGGAUCAUUCACAAGUUGUUCGUGAAUGCUCAGAGGCUGACUGAAUCUUCUGAUGAGGCUGCAGCCAUGGCUCCACCAGAGGAGGAACUGAAGAGAGUGGGCUGCCCAGAGGAAAGAAGGCACAACUCGGUGUCCGACUUCCCUGCUCCUGCUGGCCGGGAACUCAUCUUGCGCACCACCGUGCCACGCCCUGCACCUUACUCCAAAGCUCUGCCUCAGCGGAUGUACAGCGUUCUCACCAAAGAGGACUUUAGACUUGCAGGUGCCUUCUCAUCUGAUACCUCCUUCUUUUGAGUCUCCCAGCAUUACCUCAGUGGGGGCUUCAGAGGCACUGCCGCCUGCUUCCGUGGGAAGGAAUGCUGGGAAAAUCUGAAAGGCCUUACAGCAGAUGGCCCUGCCCAACUGAGCUGAGAUCAGGAGGCACACCAGCAUCCAAAGGACUUUGCACCACCAAGCUUAGGCUCUCUUGUACCUUGGUAGGGCAGAGGGAAUGGACUUGAGUUGUUGAAAGAUUUCUGACUCAAAAGAUGGACUUUGUGUAUGGGGGAAACCAGAAAUCAGGAGGAGCUCUGUCCUCACUCUUCUGGGAUAGUUUAUCUCUUUCUCCUCUGUGACUGUCCUCUGGGCCAUUACUUGCAUUCAUAGUCUGUGUAAACACUUAAUGGUUGUAUUUAUUAGGAUCAAGUAUGCAAAAUAUAGUAUCUGUUAAUUCAAAUUUCUGGUAUUUUGGUGGUAGCUUCUAGUCCCAGAAUCUGUGUUUUUAAAUUACUACAUACAUGACCAUAUUCUGUUUAUUCAAUCAUCUGGUGGUCAUCUGUAUUAUACUGAUUAACUUUUUGUGUAUGUGUGUGUGGUGCUAAGGGUUGAACCUAGGGCCUUGUGCAUGCAAGGCAAGCACCCUACCAACUGAACUAUAUCCCCAGCCCCACUAACUAACUUUUGAUGAACAUUUAGAAUAUUCUAGGAAAAAUCCUAAAAUUUCAAUUUGUUUUUCCAUGUGACUAACCUAAAUGUACUCCUUCUUAUAAAACUGUACAUUAAAUGUCACUGUACAUUAGUUCUGCAUAUAUCUUGUAAGAUUUGUUUUGUCAUUGGUUCUCCUUUAGGUUGCCUAAGUUACCAGCCUGUAAAGUUCUCCUUUCUCUUGCCGUGCAGCAUGCUGUCCUCUUUGGCAGUUGCUGCUGGGUACUGUAUUUAAUGAAGUAGAGAUGAGCACAUGCUAAAAGUAGAGCUUUGUUACAUAGAGACGAUCAUGCAGUUAGUAUAAUUUGAUAUGUGUGCUAAUGUAAUGAGUAGAGGAUUACUUUAAUGCACUAUUUUGCUUUUGCAUUUUAGUUAAAAUGAAAAUAAUCUCUGGGGAUGUAGAGCACCCAGGGUAAGGAUAACACCACUGUAUUUUUAGUUUUGUGAGGAUUAGGAUGUAUUCAGUCUCUGAUGCUAUAUGGCCUCUGUUUAGCAAUCUUAAAUUAUUUUUAGGUCUAAAAUUCCCACUUUAAUCCAAAGUAAAAAAUUAUUACACUGAA